Messenger RNA from Trichechus manatus latirostris (Florida manatee), 4955 nucleotides. It is a transcript of the gene EMILIN2, whose product is annotated as elastin microfibril interfacer 2. NCBI's taxonomy places the organism in Eukaryota, Metazoa, Chordata, Mammalia, Sirenia, Trichechidae. The record is from RefSeq and is a predicted model, not a curated record. The transcript has 5 exons. The coding region runs from base 77 to 2929 and encodes 950 amino acids. Gene Ontology annotation, molecular function: protein binding.
AAAGUUUAAAUGUGUUCUGUAAGUACCCUGUUUAUUGUCUUUGCAGAAACUGGCUAAAGAUAGAGAAUGUUAAGUCAUGUCCAACUCUUUCUUUAUAACAGAUAAUGAACCAAACCAAAUCCCAGGGCCCAAGAGGACUUUGGCGCCAACUCGUACAGCAGAACCAAGUCAGGUAGUAGAUCUAAAACAGGGACCUCAAGAACUUCAGGAAAGGAAAAUCCAGGUGCUUGAGGAGAAAGUUCUCCGACUUACAAGGACGGUUCUUGACCUCCAGUCUUCUAUUGCUGGAGUGAAUGAAAACCUCAAACAUGCCAUCCAGGAUGACGCCAGUAAAAUGUUGGUAUCAUGGUUCAGCAACGUGCAUCCCCAGCCAACACCUGACAGUGCUGUUGGUGGAGACACAGAAACAGUCCAACUUCCUGGCAUCAGCAACAAGGAAUCUGGCAUGAAGGACAUCAAGUCUGAAUUGGCUGAAGUCAAGGAUACUCUGAAGACCAAGAGUGACAAGCUAGAAGAACUUGAUGGGAAAGUGAAGGGUUAUGAAGGGCAGCUCAAACAGCUCCAGGAGGCUGCCCAGGGCCCUACAGUGACUAUGACGACCAACGAACUCUACCAAGCCUAUGUGGAUAGUAAGAUCGAUGCCCUGAGAGAGGAGCUCAUGGAGGGAAUGGACAGAAAGCUGGCCGAUUUGAAGAACUCUUGUGAGUACAAGAUGGUUGGCCUCCAGCAACAGUGUGAUGACUAUGGGAGCAGCUACCUGGGUGUGACAGAACUCAUAGGAGAGAAGGAAACAAACCUGAGAAAAGAAAUAAAUGACCUUCGAGCCCAGCUACAGAAUCCUUCAGUCCAGGCAAACUGCUGUGACCAUGAAAAGAAUGGUGACUUUGGUCAACAGAUUAAGAUGUUAGACCAGAAGAUUGAAAGAGUUGCUGAAGCCACCAGAAUGCUGAAUGUGCGACUGGACAAUGAGUUUGAUCGCCUCGUAGUUCUAGAACCUGAGGUGGACUUUGAUGCAAGAUGGAAUGAGCUAGAUGCAAGGAUCAAUGUGACAGAGAAGAAUGCGGAAGAACAUUGCUUUUACAUCGAGGAAACCCUUCGGGGGACCAUUAGUGGAGAGGUAGAUGAGUUGAAGCAACUUCUCGACCAGAAAAUACAGUCUUUGGAAGACCGUCUUGGGAGCAGUCUCCUGGAGAUUGCCAACAACACUGAUGCAGAAUUCACUCCCUCAGGCUCAGCUCUACCAGGUGUGUCGGGGUCAGGGAAUGAACAGGUCAUGACUGACUUAAACCACUUGAAGGAUAGAGUUCAAGUUGUUGAGGAUAUUUGCCGGCAUAACUCCCAGGGAGAGCCUCAUGGGAUAGAAGGUACUCUGCCAAAUGGGGAAGACCACAUAGUGGGUGACAGUUCAAGGCUUUUGAAAUCUCUGAAUGACACAAUGCACAGGAAGUUUCAGGAAACUGAACGCAACAUCCAGAAACUUCAACAGGAUUUCAGUUUCCUUUAUUCUCAACUAAAUCACACAGAAAAUGAUGUGAAUCUUCUUCAGAAUGAGAUGAGCAAUUGUAGAGAAGGUAAAAACACUGAAGGGGGUGGGUUUACUAAGAGGGAUGAGCAAGAAAGGACAGACGAGACUCUCCCGUCUCGACAGGAUCCCACGGCACAUUGCAGCCAGCUGGAGGAGAGGUUGCAGAGGCUGCAGAGCCAGGUCCUUAGUAGCCUGGACACUUGUAAAGAAAACACACAAGGUGUCCAGACAGAGGUCUCCAUGGUUGAGGGCAGAGUGUCUCAGAUGGAGAAAACUUGCAGCAAACUGGACUCCCUCUCGGAAAGUCUUCACAAGAUCAAGGAAGGGCUCAACAAGCAUGUGAGCAGCCUGUGGAGCUGCGUCAGGCAGAUGAAUGGUACCCUCCGGUUGCAUUCCAGAGACAUUUCUGGCCUGAAGAGUUCUGUCCAGCAGUUCUAUAGCCACGUUUUCCAGAUUUCUACUGACCUGCAAGAUCUGGUCAAAUUUCAACCAUUGGCAACGGAGGAGCCCUCUGAAGCACCCCAGCUGCCACCCUGGGGGAAGGGCCCACAGGCACCGGUCAGGCUGCCGGAGGCCCCCACGGAACCCGCUCGCCCGAAGCUGACCCUUGCCCCGCUGCCGAGACCCAGCGGCCCGCCGCCUCCCGAGGACCCCGGACAACGCCCCGUGCUGCCCAAGAGGCCCCUGUUGCCGCGGCCCCCCGAAGAAAUGCUGCCUCCGCCGGCGUGGCCCGGCUGGACAGGGCUGCCGUUGCUGCCUGGGUCCACGGGCGUCAUCAUGGAGACGGGAGAGGCCGGGCCUCCGGGCAGAAUGGGCGUGUCGGGCAGGGGCCUGCCCCAGGGGGUGGAUGGUCAAACUGGUCAGGCCCCUGUCCCCAACUCGGAAGGCUACGCAGGUGCACCAGGAUACCCCAGGUCACCUCCCGUAGCCUCCCCAGGGCUUCCAGUGCCUUCUCUGGUGUCAUUUUCUGCUGGGCUUACGCAGAAACCUUUUCCCAGUGAUGGAGGCGUUGUCCUCUUUAACAAAGUGCUGGUGAAUGAUGGAGAUGUCUAUAACCCCAAUACUGGGAUCUUCACAGCGCCUUACGAGGGGCGCUACCUGAUCACAGCCACCCUCACCCCUGAGAGAGACACCUACGUGGAAGCUGUCCUGUCGGUCUCCAAUGCCAGCGUGGCCCAGCUGCACACAGCAGGGUACAAGAGGGAGUUCCUGGAAUACCACCAGCCCCCGGGGGCACUCCACACGUGUGGGGGCCCGGGGGCCUUCCACCUCAUCGUGCACUUGAAGGUGGGGGAUGGCGUCAACAUCGUGGUGACUGGGGGCAGGCUGGCUCAGACGGACUUUGAUGAGAUGUACUCCACAUUCAGUGGGGUGCUCCUCUACCCUUUCUUUUCCCGCCUCUAGAUGGGCUGGGGCAAAGGGAAGGGUAAAGAUAAUUGUACAAACUCGAAGCUUUAAUAUAUUCAGUUUAGGUAUGUCAUUGGCGCACUGAUCUAGGGUAUUCUGCAUACAUCCCACCCGUUCCCCAGAAUAUAGGCCUUACCCGUGGUUCAGGCCACCACAGCUGAUAGUUACCAGGCGGGCAGAAAAAGCUGACACAUGGUUAAGGCUGCCACUGACUCUUCUGUCACACCAACUGAGCAACUGGAUGCCCUGGGAAUGCCCUUGACUUUCAGCGGAUCCUACCCUCCUCCAGCCUUCCCACUGCAGCUGAGCAGUCACUGGGAGCCCUGCCCGAGCGUCGCCCUUGUGCUCAGUUAGUUGCGAACUCAUAGGGUGCUGAAAAGAGGCUCCAACGGCUUCCCCUUUGGGCUAGGCCAGAAGAUGGCUUCCUGCUGGUGGAGGGGGAGCUGGGUGAGGGCUGAGAGGAGGCUGGAAUGGUCCCCUGGGGCUGUGGUCGUCACUGGGGAGCAGAGCUGCAGCCUCUGAUUUGUCUUUUACACUUUGCGGAGCAGUUUAAACACUGAAGGGCGCAAGUGCUGGGUGCCCCCCCCUCCCCCCCCAGAGACUGGAGUUCACAAUUUGGGCUGUUCGGUGUCCAUGGGGACACAUCACUGCUCACCAAGCCCUGGGUGGCCGGGUGCACAGAGACUAUGUUCCUGAAGCUUGUUGGGCUCCUCGAAUGACAUGUACAACUUAAGUGCAAAGACAGGGAGUAUCAAUAAAGAUGGAAAACCACUUGAAGUUAUUUUUCUGAAGUUUGGUGCCUCAUGGGUUGGGAGUUGUUAAAAUGCAAACUGUAGAAAGGUAUUUUACUUUUUUAUGGCUGUUGAAAGUAAGCUUGAGUAAAUUAAUCUCAACCAUAAACUUGUGGAACAUCCAAGCUGUACGCUGUUUUUUGGGCUUGUAAAGACAGGCCAGGUGUGCUUGGAGGUCAGCACCUGUGUGGUCCUGUGUGACGGAUCACCUAACCCGCAGUGGCCAAGCUCAGGAGACCCAGCACUCCUUGCUUCACUGCACACUCAGACAUGGCUUACAAAUGCUCAGCUUCCUACACAGCAAGAGGCCUGGCAUAAACUGGUCACACACCGCAGGCUGAGACACGCUGAGAAAGGCAACACGCUUCCCUUCUGUCUUAAAAGGAGUGCCCAGGCCGCCCAUCGUUUCCCCUGGCAGCAGCGAUAACCUCAGCACACUAAACCCUAGCUCAAGGUGGUCUUAACUAGUCGGACUGCUAAAAUCUACUGGCCACUUUAGUGCUACCGUUCCUGUCUAGGUGGGGUAUGCAGUGUCCUGGAGCCCCAGGGAAAGAUUUGGAUGGUACUAAAAGUAAAGCUUUGGUUUCCUUGGCCCAGAUGGACGCUGUUCUGCUGUAAAAACACUCUGGGUUUCAAGGAUUGCUUGCAAACCAAAUUAAACAGGGUGGCCAUAGGACACCUCAGAGAGGCCCUUCUUCCCUACCCACCCCGGGUCACUUGAAGAAACCCAAAGGCCUUUCCUUUCACUGGCUUCCGUUAAGAGCCCAGGUGGGGAGAACUGACCAAGAAUCAAAGGUUUAUUAUGGUUGUAGCGUGUUUUACAUUCGGGCCGCUGUCCCGAGGGAGGAGAAAGGAGCUCCUGCUCCCUCGGCUGGGGAACUGGAGAAUGGCCCUCCUGCCCCUCGUUCUCUAAGCUGGGGAACUGGCUAGGGGCAGCCGUCGGCUCACCCUUGGCUGUCCCAGAAAUGAUUCAUGGAAAAUAACAAUACAGUGGAGUGUUUUCAGGAAAACCCAGUCGGCGUGUGGACGCACGUUCGCUCUCUCGCUCACACUUUAAAGACCUUACUCAGUGCUCAAUAGCUGAAAAGGCAGGGACCAGAAAGAGCAACGGUUUUCUUUUUUCUACUCGAGAUGGUUCUCUCGGUUCCCCGUUAUCCUUCAGUGCAUCUCAACAACUCAUUUACUGAAUAAGGUGAUUUUCCGCUCUGUGUAUCCAAGACAGUCCAUGCAGA